This is a messenger RNA of Elgaria multicarinata webbii, 991 nucleotides long. RefSeq names its product peptidyl-tRNA hydrolase domain containing 1 (gene PTRHD1). The coding region runs from base 22 to 387 and encodes 121 amino acids. The record is from RefSeq and is a predicted model, not a curated record. The transcript has 2 exons. Gene Ontology annotation, molecular function: peptidyl-tRNA hydrolase activity. NCBI's taxonomy places the organism in Eukaryota, Metazoa, Chordata, Lepidosauria, Squamata, Anguidae.
CCAGUCUCUUCCCUCAGCAAGAUGGCGGCGCGCUCGCUGGUGCAGUACGUGGUGCUGCGGGGGGACCUGCGGCGCGAGCCCCUGUCGUGGCCCUUGGGGGCCUCGGUGGCUCAGGCCUGCCACGCGGCCCUGGCCGUGGUCCACGCGCACUACGAGCACCCGGACACCGCAGCCUACCUGGCCCAGGGCGGCAGCAUGAGGACCGUCGUGCUGGAGGCCCCCGAUGAGUGCGCCUUGAGUGCAUUAGCAGAGACGCUGCAACAAAACAGCAUCGAUCACAAAGUAUGGGUGGAACAGCCAGAGAACGUAGCCACUUGCAUUGCCCUACGCCCGUACCCAAAGGAACACGUACACCACCAUCUGAAGAAAUUCAAACUGCUGAAAUGAACUUCUUCCUCGCGGGCCGUGUGCAGGGUUGACCAGGAAGAGCAGCCCUCCAUCAGGUCUCUGUGGGUUUGUGGACAACUGGCUCCUUUUGCAGUGCCAUCGCAAGAUGUAAGAAUCUGCUGAAGAACCUUCGUCUCAUUGCAUGUUGCUGGCAAUUAUGCAAUUUCAACCACAGUGCUUCUGCAGAGGCGAUUAAACAUUGGUCGAUUUGCACCAAUACAGAACUCGAGUUUUCAUAUUUGGUGUGAUGCACGUCUCUCUCAAUUUAAGAAGAAAUCUUGGGGCACCUUGAUAGAUUUGAAGAAGGGAUUCAGGGUGGGAAGGAGUUGUGCCUAAUAAAAUGCCCUUCGGGAUUUGGUAGGUGGGUUUUGCCCAUUUUGAAUUCUGGCAAGUAUAUUAACGUUAGAAAAAUGUCCUUAGCUUGGAUUAGCUUAGAAUCCUAGCUUGUUUGUUUUUCUUUCUGUGGUCGUGUUAUAUUACAGAUUGCAUAGACGUGUGUGUGGGGUGAUUGGCAGGUAGAUUCUUUUGCCUUGUGGCUGGGUGUGAGUUGCAGUGGUUGCAUUGACCUUGUUUGGUGCUAUGAAUAUAUGAGAACAAAGCUUGA